CCAGCCCCGCCGUGCCCGCCGCUGCCGCUCGCGGCCCCCGCAGCACCGGCUGCACCCGGGGACAUGGCGGAGUAGCCGUGCUCCGGGGAGCAGGGGGAGCUCCGAGCAGCUAUGGUACCUCCCGGCAGCUGAGGUGGAGAUAGGCGGUGGCGGCUCGCAGCUUGACCUCGAUUUGUUUUUGGGACUGCAGGCUGGACCGGCACGUCCGGUGAGGUGGGAGAGAUAAAAACCAGGAGGAUAUUUGGGCAGCAGCAGCAGCAGCAACAGGAGGGGAAUCCCCCUCGCUCCGCCGCCUCCUUGCCCGGCAUGCCGGCACUGCCCCGCUGAGACGUGCAGAGAGUUUUGGGGUUAAUUUGCGCCUGGCCGUCCCUGGAAUAGAGACUCGCCGGAUAUCGGAUCGGUUGGGGUUUGUAGUCUAUGUCGUGUUGGGAAAUCUGGUGGAGUUUUUUCUCGCUCGAGGAGGAAGAGCCCGGUGUUGGCAGUUGGCUUCGUGGUCUUUUUUGGAGGGCGAAGGAAGGGAAGGGAUCUCACUUGAGCCGUGCGGAGAGAGAGCUCGGACAUGUGUUGUCAGCACAUCUGGGGAAUACAGUCUGCAAGUCCGAAAGGAAAUUUGCUGGGAUCGUUCAAACUGCGAUAUUGAUCUUUGUUAUUUUUUUUCGCCGAGGGAUGCACUUGGCAUGAGAAUCGGAGGAUGGAAAUUGUUUGGGAGGUGCUUUUUCUUCUGCAAGCGAAUUUCAUCGUCUGCAUUUCAGCUCAACAAAAUUCACCAAAAAUCCAUGAAGGCUGGUGGGCUUAUAAGGAGGUGGUCCAGGGAAGCUUUGUUCCUGUACCCUCCUUUUGGGGUUUGGUGAACUCAGCUUGGAAUCUGUGCUCAGUUGGGAAAAGACAGUCACCUGUCAAUAUUGAAACCAGCCAUAUGAUUUUUGAUCCCUUCCUAACUCCUCUUCGCCUAAACACAGGGGGAAGAAAGGUCAGUGGGACAAUGUACAACACAGGGAGACACGUGUCCCUCCGGUUAGACAAGGAGCACCUGGUGAACAUCUCCGGGGGCCCAAUGACCUACAGUCACCGCCUGGAGGAAAUCCGGUUACACUUUGGCAGCGAGGACAGCCAGGGGUCAGAGCACCUCCUCAAUGGCCAGGCCUUUUCUGGAGAGGUUCAGCUGAUCCACUAUAACCAUGAGCUGUACACAAAUGUCACAGAAGCUGCAAAGAGUCCUAAUGGGUUGGUGGUAGUUUCCAUAUUUAUGAAAGUAUCUGAAUCAUCAAAUCCAUUUCUAAAUCGUAUGCUUAACAGAGACACCAUAACAAGAAUAACAUAUAAGAAUGAUGCAUACUUACUACAGGGGCUUAAUAUUGAGGAACUUUAUCCAGAGACAUCUAGUUUCAUUACGUAUGAUGGGUCAAUGACAAUUCCACCCUGCUAUGAAACAGCAAGCUGGAUUAUAAUGAACAAACCUGUCUACAUAACAAGGAUGCAGAUGCAUUCUUUGCGACUGCUAAGCCAGAAUCAGCCAUCACAGAUAUUUCUGAGCAUGAGUGACAAUUUCAGACCAGUCCAGCCUCUCAACAAUCGAUGUAUCCGAACCAAUAUCAACUUUAGUUUACAGGGAAAAGAUUGUCCAAACAAUAGAGCACAGAAACUACAGUAUAGAGUAAAUGAAUGGCUCCUCAAAUGAGACAGAGCAGGCAGAACCCAAAUCCUCAGUGGAAUGCUCCUUCUGGGAAUUGACAUCAUCUACAAUGCACCCAACCUCCCUCUCUGGGCUCACAUGCACCAUGUGCUGUGGGAAAAGAGCUGCCAUGUUGGAAAACUCCUCAAAAUUUAUUCAUGUGAUUGGUGGCCAUCUAAAAACAAAACAAAACAAAACAAACAAAACAAAAGAAAA
Passer montanus (Eurasian tree sparrow) is the source of this 1888-nucleotide messenger RNA. It is a transcript of the gene CA10, whose product is annotated as carbonic anhydrase 10. The record is from RefSeq and is a predicted model, not a curated record. Bases 692 to 1678 code for a protein of 328 amino acids. Lineage: Eukaryota; Metazoa; Chordata; Aves; Passeriformes; Passeridae. Gene Ontology annotation, molecular function: zinc ion binding; carbonate dehydratase activity. The transcript is spliced from 10 exons.